Talpa occidentalis (Iberian mole) is the source of this 830-nucleotide messenger RNA. RefSeq names its product chymotrypsinogen B-like. Gene Ontology annotation, molecular function: serine-type endopeptidase activity. Gene Ontology annotation, biological process: proteolysis. Lineage: Eukaryota; Metazoa; Chordata; Mammalia; Eulipotyphla; Talpidae. Bases 1 to 792 code for a protein of 263 amino acids. The record is from RefSeq and is a predicted model, not a curated record. The transcript has 7 exons.
AUGGCCUUCCUCUGGCUUCUCUCCUGCAUCACCCUCGUCGGGGCCGCCUUUGGCUGUGGGGUCCCUGCCAUUCCCCCAGUUGUGAGUGGGGUACAGAGGAUCGUCAAUGGGAAAGCAGCUGUCCCUGGCUCCUGGCCAUGGCAGGUGUCUCUGCAGGACAGCAACGGCUUCCACUACUGUGGGGGGUCCCUAGUCAACGAGUCCUGGGUGGUCACUGCCGCCCACUGUGAAGUCAGCACAUCCGACACAGUUGUGGCUGGAAUGUUUAACAGGAGAGCAAAGAAAAAGAAGAAUGUGCAGGUCCUGAGGAUUGCUCAGGUGUUUAACCACCCCAGUUUUAACAACGACACCGGUCACAACGACAUCGCCCUGGUGAAGCUGGCCACGCCCGCCCGCUUCUCCAGCGUCGUGUCCCCCGUGUGCCUGCCCAGUGCUCAGGACAACUUCACCACCGGGUCCCUGUGUGUCACCACGGGCUGGGGCAAGACUGAUUCCAAGGGCAUGGCCUCCAUCAAGCUGCAGCAGGCCACCAUGCCCCUCCUGUCCAAUGCCGAGUGUGAGAAGUCCUGGGGCAGCGACAUCACAGAUCUCGUGGUCUGUGCUGGGGCCAACAGUGUCACCUCCUGCAUGGGUGACUCUGGUGGCCCCCUGGUCUGCCAGAAGGAUGGAGCCUGGAACCUGGUGGGCGUCGUGUCCUUUGUCACUACUACCUGCAGCACCGAUAUUCCUACCGUUUGCUCCCGGGUCACAGAGUUAAGGCCCUGGAUUGAGGAUAUUCUCACUCAAAACUAAACCCUGGUACCAUCUAUCUCGAGUUUCCCUAAUAAAAG